Pneumocystis murina B123 is the source of this 516-nucleotide messenger RNA. RefSeq lists its product as hypothetical. Gene Ontology annotation, biological process: attachment of spindle microtubules to kinetochore. Gene Ontology annotation, cellular component: spindle microtubule; DASH complex. Bases 1 to 516 code for a protein of 171 amino acids. The record is from RefSeq and is a predicted model, not a curated record. NCBI's taxonomy places the organism in Eukaryota, Fungi, Ascomycota, Pneumocystomycetes, Pneumocystales, Pneumocystaceae. The transcript has 4 exons.
AUGAUAUCUCCACGUGUUCAAAGUCGUCAAAGGACAACAAGUUCUAUUACACCAAUAAGUGACUAUUUAAAUAGUCUUGAAGGAUGUGUUUCCUCAUUAAAUGCAUGUAAUUAUCGGAUGGAUCUUUUAUUAGCAACACUUAAUACGGGUAUUAAUGAUUUUCCUCGUAUACAAUCUGUUUUGGCAAAUAGACGCCAUUUUGAAGUGGUUUCGGAAACAGAUAUUCAAGAAGCACAACAAUCUUUGGAACAUGAGGUUUAUCCUCAAAUACUAGAACUUUUACAACGUGCAGAAGCAGGAAUUACAAAAUUGGAGCGCCGAGAAAAAACAUUACAAGGAAAAUCAGAAUUACAAGAAGUUCGGUUACAACAGAAACCAUCAAAACCCCGAAACGCAUUAAAUAGUGCCUCAGAACAGCUCUCAAAAGCGAAUGAAUUACAUGCAUUACAAGUAAAAAAAGAAAGACUUUUAUAUAGUCUUAGUAGAUUAUCUCUUGUUUCAGGAAACAAGAGUUAG